AUGGCGCUCUUCGAGUGCAACUGUCCCAACAGUCUGACCUGCUGUUCUCACCUCUAUGCUGGGGUCGUGGCGUUGCCUCAGUAUCGCCACCGUGCUGCCUUGCUCUGGGCCAUGCGUCAGGAUCUUGGUUUCCGUGCGGGGGGCCACGACUUUGAGCAAGUGAGCAAUGGACCGAGGGGAGGAUUUGAGGCGGCACGGCGACGGCUGAAGGCCGCGCUCCUGAAACGCCUGAACCUCGAGGAGUUGGCCGACGGCGCAUUGGACGCCUCGCUGGGGCUGUGGGCUCGCGUCGAGUGGCUUCGCUUAGGCCAAAAACCCAAACUGGAGAAAUACUGGCUGGACACCAUCGAGAAGAGCCUGAACGCAGGGAUCGUUUCUACGGAACCGGGUCGAUCCUUUCAGGAGCGGUUGAAGCAGUUGCUGGACAAGCUGCAUAUGAAGGAAUCAGAAUUGGCACCACUGCUUCUGGCGCUGGCCCACGGGCACCAUGACGACACCAGGUCAGCCCGCUGGGCGAAAGUGGCAGAGAAGUUCUGGUCACAACUGGUGGAGGUGCCAAAGAAAGAGGAGGAAAAGAAGAAAGGCUCCCACAGCGAAGCUGAGCUGCGGCUGGCUGCGGUGUCCGCUGUGCUGGAGGUUUCCAAAGAUCCCGGCUGGUCAGACCUGACCGCAGCGGAGAAGUUUUGGUGCUGCGAGCAACGUCUUCUCUUGGAUUUGAAGGCCCCCUCCGUGUCGGAAAUGAAGGUGCCAAAGGCAGGGUCCAAGGAGCUUUACAAGAGCUUUGUUGAGUUGAUAGCGGAGUGGGAUGAGGCUCCACCAGAAUUGCGCAUGUCGGGCGGCACCCAAAGUGGAUUCGCCGCUGAGUUCAUCGAGCGGGAGGCAGCGAUGCUUCUCUCCGAGUUGGGCGGAUCGGUGACGCACGAUCCAGACCUUGCCGAGGACGCCUUGCGUCAGCUACUGAAGCACCACUUUUGCCAUGGCGAGGACUCCGAUUGGUCAGCACCGGCCAAGCGCAGUUUGGAAGGCAUCAGUGAGCAGGACACGGCGCCGGCGGUUUUAACGGCCCUGGGAGCAUCAUGGCCAUGGCAUACGGUGACCGAUGUGCAGGCCACAGCUUUGGGAGCACUUGCAGCUGCUGAGGGAUGGGAAGAGGUCGCAUCGAGAGCCGUGCAGGUGGCUCCUUCCAUGGCGGAGCUUCGGCAGUGGCUACAUUGGGACGUGAUCUUUCAGCUGCCGCUGGGACCCUUGCGAGAUUUCCUCCAGCGUGCGGCGCCGCGCCUGGGUCUGGGCGUUUUCGAGCUGCCGGGGCUGCGCUUUCUGAAGUUGGACCUCUCCAAAGGCACCUGCGAGGCCUUCGAAGCGGCCUUGCUGUCCAUGGAAGCCACCGAUGCCGCAGAGGCCAUGUUGGCGUUUUUGCACAGUUCCGGCGGGAUGAGACAACAUCCAUUGGAGGCGCUGAAGCCCAGUUAUCGCAAGGUGGCUGAGCAGCUAAAAGAGGCGUUCGCCACAGUGGCUGGACACUUGUUGUCCAAGCUUCCAGAGCCAUUCCACCUGAACUUGGAGGUGAUCCAGAUGAUCUUGGAGCCUUUCCAAUCCAACGAGACACUUCUGGCCAUCUUUGCCCAGGCUGCUGGGCCAGCUGGCGAACAUGCAGCAUUAAUGGCGAAUGCCGGGGGGCCCGUUGUUGCAUGGACGCGGGCGUUUUGGACUCCGGACGGUCACCAAAUCGUUUUUUGGGGUCAAUGA
Molecule: messenger RNA, 1746 nt
Organism: Cladocopium goreaui
Lineage: Eukaryota; Dinophyceae; Suessiales; Symbiodiniaceae
Source: the annotation of a GenBank genome assembly